AUGGCAGGUAGAGGAGGAAAAACGAAAAGUGGGAGAAGCUCAAGAGCUCAAAAAUCCGAUGGUCCUGCUGUUGAGGUGCUAUCAGAAGAAAACACUAGUGAUGAUCUGCCUGAACACCCCUCUAAGAGAGGCCAGAAAAGGAGUCGUCCAGCUACUAGAGGUGGAGUCUCUAGUAGAACUAGAGCUAGAAAAGCGGUGUCUUAUGGGAAUGAACCCGUAGGAGAUGAUGCAGUCGAAGAAGAGAGUCCUCGAGUCCAGAAAGAGAGUGCACCAAUGAGAGAUACGAAUGUAGCUUCGUUCUCACUUGAUACUGAAAGCGAAGACAUGUCUGCUGCUGUGUCCUCUAAGGAAAGCCAACCAUCGCAGCCUCUUGAAUUGUACUUCAAGAGCACAGAGUACCCGAAGACUUGCAAGAUUCAGUCGAAGUGUAAAUUGAAGGACACAGUCGACCUGAUUAAGGGGUUAAAAGAAGAAGUCGCCUGGUUCACAAGCCAUCCACAGUUUUGUCAUUUCUUCCACAUGCCUGAUGAAGAAUUCCGGAAGCUCCAAGGAAUGUGGAUGUUACUCCUGCGCACCAUUAAAAUUGAAGGAGAAGAUGCUGCAUGGUUUGGGGUGAAUGGUGUGCCCAUCCGAUAUUCUAUGAGGGAGCAUGCCCUCAUCUCUGGCUUGGACUGCCAUGAGUAUCCGAGGAGGUAUUUGGAGCUCGGCAGUACUAAGUUUGUGGAGUAUUACUUUGGUAAGAAGAGGAUCACCAUAUUAAAUGUGGAGCAGAAGCUGCGGUCUAUGAAGCAACCAUGUAUUGAUAGAUUGAAGAUGGCUGUCUUGUUCUUCCUUGGUCGGGUUAUCAGAGGAGGGAAGGAUUCCGGACCAUUAGACCCGUUCAUCUUGAGGAUAGUGGAAAAUUUAGAUGACUGCAUAGACUUUCCAUGGGGUCGUCUAACAUUUGAGGAAGCAAUAAAGGAGUUGAAGCAUGUGAUGAAGCGUCUGGAUGGUGAAGUGACCACUGCAACCAGCUUUAAUGGAUUCAUAAUUCCGUUAGAGUGUAUUCCUAAGCUAGGGAAAAAAUUCAGAAUCUCUUUACCUGGCGCCAGUGGAGAUUGUCCUAGGAUGUGCAAGAGCCGGUUUAUUCAUACUAGCAUGAAGGGUUAUCCUUUGGAAGAUAUAUAUGAUGCGUUUGGAAACACAAAGACUAUUCACAGUGUGUUGGUUCCAACUGUGGAUGAGCAAACUUUGCUAGCUCGUAUCAUUGAUCCGGAGCCAGAGUAUCACCGUGAGGGCAGCAAAAGUGAUAGGUGGAAUCACUGGCUUAAUGUGAAGCAGAAGAAGAUUUGGUGGAAAGAGUUGUAUGAGUCAGAUAUUGCUGCACGAGUGUUUACAAAGAAGAAGGACAAAGAAAAAGUGAUGAUUGAAGCAGGUUCUUCUUCUAAUGUUGGCAUGGAGUCGAUCUUGAAAGGUUUGGAAGAGAGGAUGGUGAAAGUCAUGGAAGAAGGAUUUUCUGGAAUUAAUUUGACAGUAGAUACAAAGCUGGAGGCUAUGUAUUGGACGUUGGAUGAACUUGAGAAGUCCCAACGAGUUCUGAAAGCCAAGUAUAAGAAGAUAGAAAAGAGGCUGGCUUCUAUAGAAGAAGAAAAGGGUCAUGAGGAUGUGGAGUUUAGACAGUGA
Messenger RNA from Raphanus sativus (radish), 1662 nucleotides. RefSeq lists its product as uncharacterized. The record is from RefSeq and is a predicted model, not a curated record. The transcript is spliced from 5 exons. Lineage: Eukaryota; Viridiplantae; Streptophyta; Magnoliopsida; Brassicales; Brassicaceae. Bases 1 to 1662 code for a protein of 553 amino acids.